CCUGGCCUCCGCAUCCGCUAUAAACUGAGCGCAGCAUCCUUCGCAGCAUCAUCUGCUAAUAGACCGCCACCUCACGCAGCUUGGCGAUACAAAACAACAGCAACAACAAGACAACAUCGGAGACAUUUUUAAAAUAGCUUUAACUAUAUGUUAAGCCGAAGUCAAGCUGAAAAUAUCCUGCUUCUGCGCACAGUUUGAUCCGGGGAUUUUGGAUACUGCAAGUGUUUGCGGCAUUCGGAGAGAAAUUCCGUAAAGCGUUUCUUAUUUGAAUCACGAAAAUUCCCUGUUUGUUUCUGCGCAAUCUGUUCCAGCGCGGUGUUGCGAGAUGACGGAGCCUAUCGCAGAGUGCAACAUCAAGGUGCUGUGCCGCUUUCGCCCUCUGAAUCAGGCCGAGAUUGUGCGAGGAGACAAAUUCCUCCCUGUGUUUCAAGGAGACGACACCGUCACCAUCGGGGGGAAAUCCUAUGCAUUUGAUCGUGUGUUUCCCACCAACACCACUCAAGAGCAAGUCUACAACACCUGUGCCAAGCAAAUUGUUAAAGAUGUACUGGGUGGCUACAAUGGCACUAUCUUUGCUUAUGGACAAACAUCUUCUGGAAAAACCCACACCAUGGAGGGCAGCCUGCAUGACCCUCAGCAGAUGGGAAUCAUACCCCGCAUUGCUGAGGAUAUUUUCAACCAUAUUUUUUCCAUGGAUGAAAACCUGGAGUUUCACAUUAAGGUGUCCUACUUUGAGAUCUACAUGGAAAAAAUCAGAGACCUUCUUGAUGUCACCAAGACCAAUCUGUCUGUGCAUGAGGACAAGAACCGUGUCCCCUACGUUAAGGGCUGCACUGAACGUUUUGUCUCAAGCCCAGAGGAGGUGAUGGAUGUGAUUGAUGAAGGAAAGUCUAACCGCCAUGUUGCUGUCACCAACAUGAAUGAACAUAGCUCUCGCAGCCACAGCAUAUUCCUGAUCAACAUCAAGCAAGAGCAUGUGGAAACAGAGCAGAAACUCUGUGGAAAACUUUAUCUUGUGGACCUGGCUGGCAGUGAGAAGGUCAGUAAGACUGGUGCAGCCGGAGCUGUUUUGGAUGAGGCUAAAAACAUUAAUAAGUCUCUGUCUUCUCUGGGCAAUGUCAUAUCUGCUCUUGCUGAGGGCACGAAGACCCACGUGCCAUACCGUGACAGCAAGAUGACUCGAAUCCUGCAGGACUCUCUGGGGGGUAACUGCAGGACCACAAUGUUUAUUUGCUGCUCUCCCUCAGAAUUCAAUGAAGCUGAGACCAAAUCAACUCUCAUGUUUGGACAACGUGCUAAGACAAUAAAGAAUGCAGCCUCUAUAAACCUGGAGCUGACCGCAGAGCAAUGGAAGAGGAAGUAUGAGAAGGAAAAGGAGAAAAAUAAGACUCUGAGAGACACCAUUCAGAGGCUGGAAUCUGAGCUGAAACGCUGGCGCAAUGGAGAGGAAGUGCCAGAGGUAGAACAGGCCACUGCUGACGUGACAAAAUUGGAGACCACUGAUGAGUCUUUGGAUAAUGAGAAAGAGGUGGAGAGACAAAAGGAGAAAGAGAGAGAGAGGAACUUGGAUACUUCUUCCAUCGUGGUGCGUAUCUCAGAGGAGGAGCGGCAGAAGUACGAGGAGGAGAUCCGGAAGCUUUACCGCCAACUGGAUGACAAGGAUGACGAGAUCAAUCUGCAGUGUCAGUUGGUUGAGAAGCUUAAACAGCAAAUGCUGGCACAAGAUGAGCUACUAGCAUCAACACGUGGGGACAGUGAUAAGGUGCAGAAUGAGCUUGGGCGGCUGCAAUCGGAGAGCGAGAGUGCAAAGGCCGAAGUGAGGGAAGUGCUGCAGGCGCUUGAGGAGCUUGCCGUUAACUAUGACCAGAAGAGCCAGGAGGUGGAGGAGAAGAGCCUGCACAACAAGCAGCUGGCUGAGCAGCUUAGCCAAAAAAUGGCCAGUCUAAUGGAACUAGAAGCUGAACUGGCACAGAUGCAGGAGGUGAGCUCACAGCAGAGGAAGCGCAUUGCUGAUGUCUUGAAUGGCUUAAUGAGGGACCUGAGUGAGUUCAGCUCCAUUGUUGGCAACGGAGAAAUCAAACUGCCAGUGGAGAUUAGUGGAGCCAUAGAGGAGGAGUUUACCGUUGCCAGACUUUACAUCAGCAAAAUUAAAUCGGAGGUGAAGUCGAUGGUAAAGCGAUGCAGACAGUUGGAGACCAUGCAACUGGAGUGCCACCGCAAAAUGGAGGAGACCGGCCGAGAACUCUCCUCCUGCCAGCUGCUUAUCUCACAGCAUGAGGCAAAGAUCCGCUCUCUCACUGAGUAUAUGCAAAAUGUGGAACAGAAGAAGAGACAGCUAGAGGAUAGCUAUGAUGCUCUGAGUGAAGAGCUGUCUCUGUUACAGAAUCCAGAACAGCAGGAUGGUGCAGAAAAGACAGAAGCUGGGGAAUCUGAUGCAAAGAAGGCCAUUCACAGAGUUGCAGGCAAUCGGGAAACCCGCCACACUCAACUCAGCCAAUUGCGGGAUGAGAUCAACGAGAAACAACGCCUUAUUGAUGAGCUCACUGAUAAGAACCAGGCUCUGGAGUUAGAGUUGGCCCAUGUGAGAUCUGACUUCAGCAACCUGAAGAUUCAGGAAGACACCAAGAAUGCACGUUUGGAACAACUAUCAUUUCAGCAGGAGAGGCACGAGCAGUCUAAAGAAGAUCUCAAGGGCCUGGAGGAGACCGUUGCCCGUGAACUCCAGACCCUCCACAACCUGCGCAAGCUGUUCGUUCAAGACCUCACGACUCGAGUUAAAAAAAGUUCAGAAAUUGGACCUGAUGAUAGUGGGGGGUCUAACACCCAGAAGCAGAAGAUUUCCUUUCUUGAAAACAACCUGGACCAGCUUACAAAGGUUCACAAACAGCUGGUACGUGAUAAUGCAGAUCUGCGCUGUGAGCUUCCGAAAUUGGAGAAGCGUCUUCGGUCUACGGCUGAGCGCGUUCGGGCACUUGAGACGGCACUAAAGGAUGCCAAACAGGGUGCCAUGAAUGAUCGCCGCCGCUACCAGCAGGAGGUGGAGCGUAUUCGGGAUGCCAUGCGCUUGCGCAAUGCAAUGCGGCGCCCACACGCAGCUCAGAUUGCAAAGCCAGUGAGGCCUGGGAACUAUGGCACUGUCACAUCUCCCACCACCUCUCUCUCCACACGAGCCAGUGAGCCAGCGACAUCAUUCAGUAAUGUCCUUUUCCAGAGAGAGAAGCCUGUUCCCCAGAAAACCAAUGUAGUUGGCUACAGCACUGUGAGAUCCAUAGACAUACUAAGUUCCUACCCACUGGAUGUAUAAAAUGGAAACAGCCCAGACAUUAAUGACAACAGGAGUGAUGCACACUGUGGCAGUAUGGUGGAACCAUCCAGACAUUAUAUCAUGCAGCCAGAGGCUGCAGCCAGUUAAUCACCUUUUACACAGAUUCCGGUUUCCUGCAUGCUGUCAGCUUUCUUCGUCCGCUCAAAACUUGACGAAUUCCGAUUCUCAGACUUUCUUGUUCUGUCCUGUCUUACUGUAUAUCACUCAGUGGUCCCUCACCAUGUUAGUCAUUAUUUGCAUACUGCCCCCGUAUAGUCCUACCUUGUAUAUUUCAUAGCAAUGUUGCAUGUUUGUCUUGUAUAGUUUAAAAUCAGAGCGUAAUUUAUAUCUUGAGACAGAUGAAUAAUUUCUUGAAGCAUUACUACAUGCAGAAGAAUAUAAGAAAAUGUGAUUGUUGUAAAUUCCUACAGCCUUUUUAGAGUGAGUAUUCGAAAGCCUUUGGUAAAUCUAGACCAUAGACACAAAUGUACAUUGCAGCCUCUGGAGAAUCUAUUAGUCUUUUGCUGAGCCUUAAACUAGACAGCUUUCCACACCUCCCACUUUUUAUGCCAGUCUAUAUGCCAGUAUGUGUGCUCAAGUGCAAGUCUCUAUACUAUUGAUAACUGAAAGCUACAGGUAUGAUUGUGUUGGUGUGUACAUUUUUAAUGCACAUACUAUAUUCAUGUACUGACUACCUCCAGAUAUUCUAACAUCAUAUGAAUUCUGUCAUCCAAUUGAGUUUAGUCAUAUCAACGUCAGGAGGAUCAUGGGAAAAUCUUUAAUGCAUUUUUUAAACACAGAGUCAGCCGCAAGCUUUAAUUACAUUUGAGGGAACCGACCACUUUUCUCAAAUGUUCACGAGGGGUUCCUCUUUCUCUUUGGACAACCUGAUCAGCCAGUCAGGAUAGGAGAAAGCAUGAACUACAGUACGAUGUUCAGUUCUUGGUCAGCAAUUAUAAGGGCUUGAAGAUGUGUGUUUCUGAAGCCUGUGCUUACCUGGUGUGUGUGUGUGCUGGGUGCGUGGGUGUUUUCUGUGUGGGUCUGUGUGUGAGCGCUAUCUAAUCCACUACUGCUUCAAGCUACUCUUGAGGUUCUGAUUCAUAUACACAAGUCUUUUCUCCCUAUGGUCUUCCAGUCGAUCACUUUCUCCAUCUUUUCCUUCUCAUGUGCGCCAUUUCACCUUAUUCCUCUAUAUUAGUUAGAUACGUGUGUACUUCAGAACCCAUCCCACUUAUAUCUAUAUUUUAUCAGAAGAAUAUUUGUAAAUGAGGAGUGUUAAUCUUACUCUUCUUACAUGACGGAAAUAGCAAUGCAGAAUGUCACAAUAUAAAUAAAACUAGUAUUAGUUACAUGAAUCACAAUCCUUUCCUAAGUGCUAAUCCAGGAAUUGUUCUUAUCCACAUUCUUACUGGAACCAUACACUACUGAUCUACUCCUUAUUAGUGAAGGACUGAAACUUGGGUCUCUACAUCACACGUCUUAUGUUAAGCUCUAAGAGUGUACAUUAAUGUAGUUUAUGUAGUUUGUUGGUUACCAGUUGCAAGAAAUAAAUGUUCAUUAAAGG
Clarias gariepinus (North African catfish) is the source of this 4868-nucleotide messenger RNA. RefSeq names its product kinesin family member 5A, a (gene kif5aa). Gene Ontology annotation, molecular function: microtubule binding; microtubule motor activity; ATP binding. The record is from RefSeq and is a predicted model, not a curated record. The transcript has 29 exons. Lineage: Eukaryota; Metazoa; Chordata; Actinopteri; Siluriformes; Clariidae. Gene Ontology annotation, biological process: microtubule-based movement. Bases 326 to 3304 code for a protein of 992 amino acids.